Molecule: messenger RNA, 1622 nt
Organism: Leptinotarsa decemlineata (Colorado potato beetle)
Lineage: Eukaryota; Metazoa; Arthropoda; Insecta; Coleoptera; Chrysomelidae
Gene: Fip1
Product: Factor interacting with poly(A) polymerase 1
Cellular component (GO): mRNA cleavage and polyadenylation specificity factor complex
Source: RefSeq, a predicted model, not a curated record
UUAACUAUGCUGUGAUCCUGUGACAGAGAGAAGUUAUUGUCAACUUGUCAACUUUCAGCACUGUCAAAAAUAAAAAAUUAGUCUUCUAAACAAUAAUGGCAGAUGAUUUGGAGGAUGAUCAAUGGUUAUAUGGCGAUAAUCCUGAAUCAUCCGAUGUAAAUUCAGGUGAACCACCAACUAAUACCGAAAAUGAAGAAAAAACUGAGGAAGGAGAGGUUCCUUCAAAACCCUCAGAGGAGCAACCUGAACCAACACUACAGGCUGUCGAGGACGAUGGUCCUCCAGGGGUUGAUAUUGACGAGAAGGAGAAUGGACUGGAAACUCAUGACGGCAUCGAGGAUGGAGAAGUUCAGCAAAAUGGAGACAGUGAAAAAGAGGAUUUGGAUGACGAUAGUGACGAUGAUGUAAAUGUAGUAAUCGGUGAUAUAAAACCAACUGCCCCUUCUUACACUUCUCUGAAUAUCAAAAGAGGAGGUCUUCUCACUUCCGUGGGAGAUAAAAACAAACAAGCUCCACAGCAACAACCAGGCAAAUUUGUUGUGGAGGAGUUCGAACAGAUUGGAACCAUCAAUGGAGUCCCAGCCAUGGAAUUCAAUGUUGACUCAUUGGAAGACAAACCUUGGCGAAAACCUGGUGCUGAUAUUACGGACUAUUUCAAUUAUGGCUUUAAUGAGGAUACCUGGAGGGCUUAUUGCGAGCGUCAAAAAAGAAUGAGAGUCAAUGAGUCAGGUGUCGGACUUAUUCCAAUGAACAACAUAGGGUUAGCACGAGGACCAAUUCCCAUUAUGAAUGACAACAGCAAGUACGCCGGAAGUUUCAUAGGUAUGGGUAAAGCAGGUCCUCCUCCUUGCAGGAAAUUCACAGGUGGUAUUGAUGUUAUAGGAGCAGUUCAGAGGACCAUGCCGCCACCCAUUAUGAAGGUUGAUCAAGUACCUAAAGUGAACACCAUACAGGUUAUGACAGCAGACAGAAGAGAGUACAGCAGAAAACCAGCUGGCUUUCCUGAUAUGACAGUUCCACCGCCUGCUACCUUUGAAAACUUCCAACCGGAGUAUGGAUUUAAUCCAGAACCAGAACCAUUCUAUGGGGGUUAUGAACCUACUCAAGAUUCACAAUGGGGGACUGAACCUCCUCCUGGGUGGGUUCCUACCGAUUUGAAAACCUUGACUGGCCCACCCCCGAUGGGUCCUCCACCUAUGCAUAUGGGUCCACCACCUGCUAUGCGGUCACCUAGUAGCAGACGUGAUAAUAGCCCUCACAAAGAGAGAGAUCGAGACAGAGAGAGGGAGUCCAGAAGUCGAUCUGAGAAGCCUAGAGACAGAGACCGGGAGAGAUCUCACAGAAGGGAGAGAUCUAGAAGUAGAUCAAGAAGACACAAGUCAAGGUCCCGCAGCCCAAGCCAUCGAUCUCACAGGAAAAAGAAGUCCAGGAGGCACGAAGAUAGUGACUGAAGUUGAGAAUCAGGAACCCGAUUAAGUUAGGAUUUUUGAUCUUGAUCUAGAAAAUAUAAGUACGAUUCAAACUUGUCAGUAGUAAGGAUACUGAGGUCUUUGUUGUAUUGAAUUAACUUUUUAUCUGUCACUAUUCGUAAUAAUAAACUUCUCAAAUGUGUUCACUUUUAA